UCAUCAUUCACAUCUUUUGUCAGGUCCUUCACUGGUCUUCUACAGUUCAAUGGCAUACCGUCAGAUGUUGACAAGUACAUUUGUUCGGCCCAACUAGCUGGCGUGUGGGCUUAUUUCCAUCAUCGCGACGCCGCCAUGACCAAUGUGGGCGAGGUUGAUGUUACAAGACCACAGGCAAGACCAGGAUGGAAACACGAGCUCUUUACCCUGUGGGGUCCAUCAUUGGGCGUUGGUAUUGCUUCUGGGGCGCUAGGAUUUGCAUAUGGCAGUGUCACUGGAGUCUUGAUCCAAUCUAGCAAUCCCCGGCUGUAUACGGCUUUGAGCAGUGUUCAAUUUGGCGUUGCUGGGUCCGUGUUUUUCUUCGGUCGGACUAUCCUGCUCGACAGGACAAAUGUUCUGUCACGUGACAUUGCAUCACACAGGGUCAUGGCAAGCGGGCUUGCCGGGUCUUUUGCUGGAAUUGCCUUUGGUGCCUUUGUGCCCCAGGUCAAAGGCAUUCAGGGUGCUAUCAUCGUUGGCUCACUCUCAGUUCUUGGGCAGGUAGGACUGAACGCCUACGACAAUAUGAGGAGAAAGAGACAGUCCACGACGCCCGAACAGCAACGGCAGCAGCAGGGUAAGAGUUGGAAUCCCUUCAAGUCUCUUACCGACGAGGAAUACCACGACAUCCUGCAAUCUAAGCUAUUGAGAGUCAAAGCCGAGAUCUCCAUAGUGGAUGACCAGAUUGCCGACUUGAACCGUGCCAAAGCCCAGCAAGAUACCAAAGUAUAGAUGUAUGGGGAAAUGCGGUUUAACAGAUUGAACCAUAUUUUUAAUGUGUAUAUAAUAAAUUCAAUUUGCUAUCUCAGCAGUGAAGAUGCACCGGUUGGUAGUUUUGGCAAUCUGAUUGAUCGAUUUGUG
This is a messenger RNA of Exophiala mesophila, 900 nucleotides long. RefSeq lists its product as uncharacterized. The record is from RefSeq and is a predicted model, not a curated record. Lineage: Eukaryota; Fungi; Ascomycota; Eurotiomycetes; Chaetothyriales; Herpotrichiellaceae. The transcript has 4 exons. Bases 136 to 771 code for a protein of 211 amino acids.